AUGACGUCCUCAGUCUUCUUCAAGUUCAAGUCACAAAAGGAGCCGACCAGAGUCGAGUUCGAUGGUACUGGCAUCUCUGUCUUCGAGCUCAAGCGCGACAUCAUCAUCAAGAGCGGCUUGGGCGACGGAACUGACUUUGACCUUGCCAUUUACACCGAAGAUGGAAGUGAAGAAUACGACGAUGAUACUACCAUUAUACCUCGAUCUACGACGGUCAUCGCACGCCGGUUACCGCCCAUGAAGGCAGGCGCUGGUCGAGCCGCGCGAUAUGUGUCUGGCAAGAUGCCGGUCAAUGCGAAGAACUCCUCUCGCAGAGAACAACAAAUCAAGGCAGCAGCAAAAUCCGCGUCGAAUGCAAUUGCCCAAAUGAACAGCGCCAUGACGGAAGAGGAAAAGAUGAAUGCUAUGUUUGCAGCACAAACAGAGCAGUGGAGUGCGCAACAAGAAGAGAUGUCUCACCAAACACCAGUCUUCAAGCCAGGCGCCAAAAAGCCCGUGAAUGUUCCUGACCAUGAGCCCCCUCAAGGCUAUAUCUGCUAUCGUUGUGGGGAGAAAGGCCACUGGAUCCAACAGUGUCCUACCAAUGAUAACCCAGAGUUUGACAACAAACCACGUGUAAAGAGGACAACAGGUAUUCCUAAAUCGUUCCUGAAGACCGUGGAUAAAGCGACGGUAUUAGCCCAGAAUGGGGCCGAAGAUGAUUCUAAGACUCCGUCUGGGAUCAUGGUGAAUGCAGAUGGAGAUUUCGUGAUUGCGGAGCCUGACAGGGCUGCGUGGGAACAGUUCCAGGCCAAGACCAAGUCGUCUGCUGCUGCGCAGAAAGUUGCUGCGCAGGAUGAGAAGGAGCUGCAGGACAGAGGCUUGCUGUGCCCCAUCGACAAGAAAAUGUUUAUAGACCCAAUGAAGACACCUUGUUGUGCGAAGACGUAUUGCAAUGACUGCAUCACCAAUGCUCUCAUUGAGGGCGACCUCGUCUGCCCCGGAUGCCAGACGGAGGGCGUAUUAAUUGACGACCUCAAGUCAGAUGAGGAAGCAACUGUCAAGAUCGAGGCGUAUCUUAAGGAGAAGACUACAGUCAAAGCCAAAGAAGAGCCGAAGAGCCCCGCUGCGGCAAACAGCCCUACCGAAGUCAAGUCACCAGCUCCGGAAGAGGUGAAGACAACAACAGAGACUGAGUCUGAGCAGGUGCCAGACCACCCAACCAAAUCAAAGUCCCCAACACCACCAACAAGUGUCAAGUCACCCUCGGAGACACCACAAAAGUCUCCUCCACCCACAUCAAAGGAAUCUACACCUACUGUCAAUGGCGAGCAACAGAAUUCAAAGAAGCGACCAGCAGAGGAUGUUGCGGAGAAUCCGAAGAUCCCUAAGGCUCCCAAAGCUAUGCAAAAGGCUCAAGAAGCCCAGCAAACUUCCAUGAUGAACAUGAUGAAUGGCAUGCCCAACAUGCCAAACAUGCCGGGUAUGCCAAAUAUGCCAAACAUGAUGAUGCCUUUUGGCGGCAUGCCGAACAUGAUGAAUCCAAUGAUGAUGGGGAUGCCAAACAUGAAUAUGAACAACAUGAACAUGGGCAUGAUGAACCCCAUGAUGAUGGGCAUGCCCCCAUUCAACAACAUGAAUGGCUUCCAGGGGAUGAACGGCAAUGCAGGAUGGGGCAUGAAUGGCAUGAACGGUGGUGGAAUGAACGGCAACAUGAACGCUGGCAUAGCUAAUGGGUUCAAUCCGCAAAGGCCUCCCAACUUCGCUGGGCAGCCUGUGGGCGAGGACGAUGCCUACUUCCGAAAGCCAGUCAACCCACACCGUCAUCAGAACCGGCAGCGUAGAGUCCGACCCAGUGACUACAGGGAGCUUUGA
Molecule: messenger RNA, 1854 nt
Organism: Phaeoacremonium minimum UCRPA7
Lineage: Eukaryota; Fungi; Ascomycota; Sordariomycetes; Togniniales; Togniniaceae
Product: putative retinoblastoma-binding protein
Exons: 3
Coding region: 1-1854 (617 amino acids)
Biological process (GO): protein ubiquitination; ubiquitin-dependent protein catabolic process; mRNA processing
Cellular component (GO): nucleus
Molecular function (GO): ubiquitin protein ligase activity; zinc ion binding; nucleic acid binding
Source: RefSeq, a predicted model, not a curated record